Molecule: messenger RNA, 3350 nt
Organism: Sinocyclocheilus grahami
Lineage: Eukaryota; Metazoa; Chordata; Actinopteri; Cypriniformes; Cyprinidae
Product: toll-like receptor 12
Exons: 4
Coding region: 280-3159 (959 amino acids)
Biological process (GO): toll-like receptor signaling pathway; inflammatory response
Cellular component (GO): plasma membrane
Molecular function (GO): protein binding; signaling receptor activity
Source: RefSeq, a predicted model, not a curated record
UCAUCUGUAUUUUAUCUUUCCUUCAGUUAGAUUGAUGUUAAAAAAUGUCGCAUUUCAGAAAUAUUAAGACAAACUGGUGCUUCAGUGAGAUAAUUAUACAGCAGAGGCAGAACCUAAGAUUUCUAAAAAGAAAACCUGUGCUUUUUCAUAGUGAAAGAGGAAGUGAGGAAAAUAGUAGUUCACACAGAGUCUGAACAAGUGCAGUGUGAGAUUAAAUGCAAAUAAAAAUGUUCUGCAGAGUGAAGGCAGAGGAGUAGAUUCGUCUAGAGUACGUCCACAAUGGGUGUGCAUGACUCCAAUUCCUUGUGCUUCUGGUGGAGAUUUAUACUGGUUUUAAGUAUCUGCAAUAUCGUUUUUACUAUUAUACAUAAACGCUGCUUAACCAUCGAGGAACAUCUCCUCAGAGAAAUGCCCAAGACUCCAAACUGCUACCAUUAUCCAGGAAGGGGUCUAUAUGCAGACUGCAAUAUUAUAGACCUGCGCACUGAUCUGUCAGAGGUAGGCCUUGACGUUAGAUCCCUUUGUAUUGUCGGUGAUAUUUCAAGCAUUCCUGCUGAUGCCUUUUCACACUUACCUUCUUUGGAGGUCCUUCAAAUAGAUGGGACAAGACUGGAGAGGGUUCAAUCUGGUGCCUUUUCAGGACUCCCCAAUCUGAAGCAUUUGUCCUUGCUUUUCAGUGAUGCAAUUUGUAGGUCUGUCACAAUGGAACCUCUCGCAUUCGCUGGUUUGUCUAAUUUGGAGGAGUUGACACUGAGAGGUCUUAAGAUGUUCAAUGUAUCCAGCAGUAUAUUUGAUCCGUUGGUUAGCAUAACCAGACUAGAGAUUAGCAGAACUUGUGCACAGGACCUUAGUGAUAUUUUCUGUUAUCUUCCGGAUGGAAUGUCCCAUCUGAAGAACCUGAGUGUGAUAGACAGUGGGAUUUCAACAAUUGAGACCAAAGGAUGUCCAGGGGGAUCAAAGACGUGGCCUGUGAAUGUCCUCUCUGGGAUUCAAAACCUUUAUCUAAUAGGGAACAGUAUCAAAAUCAUUCAAGCUAACUCUCUAGUUGUGUUUCAGAACCUCUCCAGACUUUUUUUGGAGUUCAAAGGCAAGUCGCUGGAUAGUAUUUGGGAGUCUGGGAUUGGAAAAGUCAAUGAGUUGAGUUUGACAGGAACUGUAAUAAAAAAAUAUUCAACAAACUUCAAAGAUUUGUGUCAUCUGGUCACCAACCUUCAUCUUCAAUCCCUCAGCCUCAUUUUUACAUCAACAGACAGAUUGGCUGCAGAGGACUUAAAUGAGUGUGGGACAACUUUGACAAAGUUAUUCAUCAGCAUAUCUGAAGUAGGCCACCUGGACUUUAAUUUCUGGACAGGUAACAUUGGUUUUCAAGCACUGCAAAUGUCCUAUAUGAAGUUGACAGAUGUUCCAUUCUGUGUUGCUGUGAAUGGGACUGUCUGGUCCUUAACCUUGCUGGACCUCACCGGAAACUCAAUUUCAGAGGUUGGCAGAGACCAGUUUGCUUGUAUGCCUCUUCUCGAGCAGCUCUUUCUCAGCUAUAAUACCAUAAAAACCCUACAGCUGCAUGCAUUUCGGGGUUUGCAUCGCCUCAAAAUUCUCAAAAUUGACUCGAAUAAGAUCUCACAGCUUACUGCGAAGGAUUUCAGAUCCCUUAAGGCUUUGGAGGUCCUGCAUAUCAACAAUAACAUCAUUGAGACUAUUGAGGUCGGAACAUUUCAGGAUCAGCAGGAGCUUCGUGAGCUGACACUGGGUAGACUGGAGUAUAUUUAUGAGUUGCAUCUAAAUAGAAUUUUUUACGGAUUUCCACUGAAAAUACAGCGACUAAGUAUUGAUGCACACUAUGGAACUACUUUUUACCUGGGACGUACAUCACAGCCUGAGGGAACAUUUGUUUUGGAGCUUAAUGGAGACAGACUGGAUUUUGCGGACUGUAAUACUUCUGUUUUUAUAGCAGUUCGAGAGCUGAACGUGAUUUGCACCCAUUUCAUAUGCAAAAAUGACUUCAUGGCACCUUAUUUCCCAAACCUGGAGUCUUUUGAGAUCUCAGGGGGAGCUGAACGAGCGCCUCUCAUUAACACUAAAAUCAGUACUCUGCACCGUCUCAAGCGUCUCAAGCUCAUCAACCUGAGCUUUUCUAACAAUACAGAUGCUGGAAGCGUCUUCUGGAACCUAACAAGACUCCAGAUUCUAGUGCUGGUAAACUGCCAUCUGAGCUUCCUGACCACGAGUAUGUUUAAAGACCUGACGUCUCUGCAGCUGCUGCGUCUCUACAGCGACAGUCCUCUGGUCUUGAUUGAUGGCAUGUUCGAAGUUCUUCCAGCACUAACAGCGUUUGUUCUUGAUAAAGUGGAUUUCCAGUGCAGUUGUGAAAAUGGCUGGAUUCUGGAUUGGGCGCAGAGCACGGAAAAAGUGCAGGUGAUCUACUUGCAGAUGCAGAAGUGUAUCUGGCGCUAUCAGAAACUCAACUUCUUGGCGACCAUGGAGAAGCUGUGUCAGACUGACGCGCAGUACAUUUUCUAUGUAGCCACAGCUGGAAGUGUUUGUCUUCUGCUGUCGGCAGCCGUUGGAUAUCGCUUUGCUCGCUGGCCUUCUGUAGUCCUCUUCUUCCGCCUGAGAGGAUGGGUGGAGAGGAUGUUUGGUAGGCAGUGGCUCAGGAGGAGGAGACGAGUCGAGGGGGCUGAUGGGGAGAUAGAGGAGAUGCGGUAUGAUGCCUUUGUGUCUUUCUGUAAUCGUGAUGAGGCCUGGGUCCUGGGGGAGAUGGCUCCUCGGCUGGAGGAACAAGGGAACCCGAGAUUGAGGCUGUGUUUGCACCACAGAGACUUUGAGGUGGGUAAAGAUAUCAUGGACAACAUCACUGAGAGUAUCUACAGCAGUCAGUGCACUGUUUGUUUGAUCAGUCGGCGGUAUCUGCGCAGUAACUGGUGCAGUCUGGAGAUGCGAGUGGCCACACACCGGCAGCUGGAAGAGCAGAAACACCGUCUCAUCCUUAUCUUCCUUGAACACAUCUCUCCUUUUGAGCUCUCUGCUUUUCAUCGUUUGGCCAGACUGGUGAGAUCACGUACAUAUCUGGACUGGCCCGAGGAUGAAGGUGACAGAGUGCAUUUCUGGGAUCGUCUAAGGAGGAACGUUGCAGAGGAAGACACGGUGUCGGAAGCUUCUUGAAACUACACCUGGUGCGGUGCUUGAACACAAGGACAGCUGUCAAAGAGCAAUGAAACAAAUCUUAUUAUUAUUUAAAAAAAAUACUCGUUACACUUAGAAAUGUGAUGCUUAUCAGUGUUAAUUUGUGAGAAUGGAGUAACUAGUUGAUUCCAUAUGUUCAUGCUUUUUAAAAUUUGUCUCUGUAUGAUAUU